This is a messenger RNA of Anopheles stephensi (Asian malaria mosquito), 2345 nucleotides long. RefSeq names its product protein ILRUN. The record is from RefSeq and is a predicted model, not a curated record. The transcript has 7 exons. The coding region runs from base 225 to 941 and encodes 238 amino acids. Gene Ontology annotation, molecular function: ubiquitin binding. NCBI's taxonomy places the organism in Eukaryota, Metazoa, Arthropoda, Insecta, Diptera, Culicidae. Gene Ontology annotation, cellular component: phagophore assembly site. Gene Ontology annotation, biological process: macroautophagy.
ACAGUUGUCAUCGUUAGCUGUCAUCCGCUGUGGCCUCAUACGUUCCAUCACAGUAGUGCUCCUAUUUUGUUGUAUUUUGUUUCGCAUAAAGAAGCGAUCCCGUACUCUCCCGUGUGCUGAAUAAUUCAAGAAAGCGCCGCUGGUCGAACACCUCUAGCACAUUCGCGUUCCGACGUGUUUCGCUUUGCGAUUUCGUACAAUCAUCCUCAACCGCUGCAAGCAACAUGGAUCACACGGGCCAGGACGCACCGAAUCAACUUCCUCCAGACGAUAUAGAGCAAAACUUUUUAACCCAGUUUAGCUCGAUGGUCACGACGGACAAGGCUGACCUGAUUCAGCAGUUUCAAUCGAUUGGGGGAAACGUAAAUGAUUCGACGGCAAACUUCUUCCUGGAUAUGACCAAUUGGAACCUCCAGGCGGCAGUGGGGUGCUACUUUGACUUUAUGUCCCAAAACCGACAACCCUCGAUGAAGCUGCUGAACGAUAUCACGGUAGGAAAGGGCGAAAAAAUCACACCGAGCACAGCCAUUAAGCUUACCUGGCUGCUGCAGAACAAUGGCGAUAUCGCGUGGCCAAACGGGUCCUACGUAGGCUUGCGUCGAAACCCUAACAUGAUGGAGGAAAACAUUGCGCUGACGUACGAGGAUCUCAAGUACUACGUCCCCUCGAUACCACCGAAUGAUACCGUGUCAGUUUCGGUACAGCUCGUCAGCCCAUCCAAUGUGGGACUGUUUGAGACUGUAUGGUCCAUCUACACACCGAGCGGUGUUAGCUUUGGUGAUAAUAUCAUCUCAAGGAUCGAGGUAAGCUUGGAUGGAACAAUGGCUGUUACACAACAAUUUUCCAAUCUCCAAACGGAAUCCGCCAGCGAAGCUAACCCGCAACAAAACACAACGGAGGGACAGUCGAACGAGCUGGACGAUAGUGAGAUGUGGGGAUAGCUAACAAAAUACCGCAUCAGCAAGUGUACAGAAGAUCGUAAUUUCCUUUUCGUCAAGUACUUUUUAAGUUUAAUUACCCCUUUUGCCCGUUGUUAUUAUUAGAGUAUUGUCUUCGUGUGUUCGACGCUUCAACGAACGGUUGUGAUUUGUGCGCAUCAAUAUUUGCGAACAGCUUUUCAUAGUUCUCGUUUGGCACAACUUACAUUAUUUACUGUUACCCCAUUUAUGAGGGUAACUAAUAGGGAUGUUAGGGCUUGUAUAAACUCUCACCAAGUGCUAGUUAAAAAUCAACACUCUCCCCACUUUCCCCGUCAUUAUUCAUAAUCCCGUGUUGGCUACUGAUAAUCAGUCCUGUCCCAUAUUGUUUGCCUUGGUGCUAAACAAGCUCAACAAGUUUUGGGACAUUUUAAUGUGUUUUUUAACUUUUAUUAAUUGGAAAAAAGUUUAAUCAAAGCAGGAAAACAAGUAAGCUAACGAACAACAAAGCGAUUUGAGUACGAAGCUAAUCUGUAUCUAUAAUCUACAGAUUAACGUUUUAGCGUCGUAAGGACAGAUUAUCAGAAUUGCUUCCUCUUCCAUUGACACUAACUUCAAAGUCCAAAAGAUUUUUUAUAGCUUUCUACGUAGGGUUCCCUGUCGUACAAUUUGCCGAUAGCCCCGUUUUGACUUUCCCUCUUCGUGCCAGCAGCUGGCACCGCUCAUAAUAUGUGGUUUGCUCUGUAGGAAAAAAAAAGUCUAGUAAGCUAAUGUUUUAGCAGCAGCAAAAGAGUUUUUAACACCAAAAUAAGGAAGGCAGAGAAAUGCUCUCUCGCCUCCCCUAAUCAGCCCGGACUAUGACUGAAAAAAGCACCAUAAUAGUAGUAGUAGUUCUGCUUUCUUCUUUUUUAGCACUAUAAUUUCAGGAGGUUUUCUUAGCCUGCUGAUAUCUGGCUUCCUACGCUUGAUACUAAACCCCCAGCGGAAUAGUCAGUGUCAGCACGCGUGGGGGAACGGUCCGGAUGGGAUUCGAUAGUCCAAUCCUGCCCGGAUCAAAGCUCAGUGUUCAGUGGUGGCGGUAGAACCAAACACCCAACAAACAAAUCGAUAAAUAACGUUUUCUCAUUUGUCGUUUAUCUGUUUCAAGGCUUGCAAUUAACACGAACAAAACAUCUCAUUACUUCACUGAAUUCAUUGUGGGAGCAACAGACAUAACAGGCGGGCAUAUCGAAGAAACAGAAAAGAAAUAUAACUGGCAGUUAACACACACACACCAUACGUUGAAGGGAAAGGAGUCUUAGAAGAAGAAGCUUGCUGUAAUCAGAAACCGCCAGGCCUGAGUGCAGAUUAGCGAAGAAAGACCUGGAGACUGGGAGGCAGAAGAAAAGCAAGAUGAAGCGUUACCGCCCGUUUGAAGCGUUCGUUGAA